Chelonia mydas (Green sea turtle) is the source of this 5283-nucleotide messenger RNA. RefSeq names its product laminin subunit beta 4 (gene LAMB4). NCBI's taxonomy places the organism in Eukaryota, Metazoa, Chordata, Testudines, Cheloniidae. The record is from RefSeq and is a predicted model, not a curated record. Gene Ontology annotation, biological process: axon guidance. Gene Ontology annotation, molecular function: extracellular matrix structural constituent. Gene Ontology annotation, cellular component: basement membrane. The transcript has 33 exons. The coding region runs from base 1 to 5283 and encodes 1760 amino acids.
AUGUACACCGGGGACAGCAUGGCUUCAUUUGAGGUGGCAGAGGAUGAAUGUAAUAGUGGCUCCUGUCAUCCAACCAUUGGAGAUCUUCUGGUGGGUCGCAGUGAGCAACUAACAGCCUCAUCAGUUUGUGGACUGACUGGCCCUCAGAAAUACUGCAUUAUAGGCUACCUCGAGGGUGAACAGAAAUGCUUCCUUUGUGAUUCCAGAUACCCAUAUAAUCCCUAUACCCAUCCCAACAGUCACCCAAUUGAAAAUGUUCUCACAACUUUUGAGCCAGACCGGAAAAAGAAGUGGUGGCAGUCAGAAAACGGCAUUGACCAUGUUAGCAUUAGACUGGACCUAGAAACCUUAUUCCAGUUCAGCCAUCUUAUACUGACUUUUAAGACAUUUCGGCCUGCAGCCAUGUUGGUUGAGCGCUCCACAGACUAUGGUCACACCUGGAAGAUAUUUAGGUAUUUUGCACAAAACUGUGCUGAAUCUUUCCCCAACAUCCCCUCUGGUCCGGCAAAAGGAGUGGGAGAUAUUGUUUGUGAUCCAAGAUAUUCAGACGUUGAGCCCUCCACUGAAGGCGAGGUUGUCUUAAAAGCUUUGGAUCCCAGCUUUGAAAUAGAAAAUCCUUAUAUCCGAUCUAUCCAAGAUCUCAUCACCUUAACAAACCUGAGAAUAAACUUCACAAAACUCCACACUCUUGGGGAUACUUUAUUUGGAAGAAGGCAAAGUGAUCUCCUUGAAAAAUAUUAUUAUGCAGUUUAUGAAAUGGUUGUCCGUGGAAGUUGCUUUUGUAAUGGUCAUGCCAGCCAAUGCAGUCCAGUGCAGAAACUGCGGGGUGAUGUUUUCUAUCAGCCUGGAAUGGUUCAUGGCAGAUGUGUCUGUCAGCACAACACUGAUGGCAUGUCCUGUGAAAGGUGUAAAGAAUUCUACAAUGAUGCUCCCUGGAGGCCAGCUGAAGGAUCACAGGAUAAUGCUUGCAAAUCGUGUAAAUGCAAUGGCCAUUCGGACCGAUGCCAUUUUGACAUGGCCGUGUACAUAGCUAAUGAUCGCAUCAGUGGUGGCGUAUGUGAAGACUGCCAGCACCAUACCAUGGGGCAACACUGUGAUCAGUGCAAGCCCUUCUUUUACCGGGAUCCCCUCAGAACAAUUUCAGACCCUCGUGCCUGCAUCCCCUGUGAUUGUGACCCAGAAGGCACAUUAUACAGUGGGUUGUGUGAAAGCUGUACAGACCCUAUUCUUGGAACUAUUGCUGGUCGGUGCCUUUGCAAGGAAAACGUUGAGGGAGUCCGUUGUGACAUGUGCAGGCGGAACUACUAUGGGCUGAGUGGCAGUGAUCCUCUUGGCUGCCAGCCCUGCUCCUGCAACCCUUCUGGGAGCUUGUCUUUCUCCAUGUGUGAUCCAGUGACUGGAGAGUGCCUCUGCCAGCGCUUUGUCACAGGGCCACAUUGUGAAGAAUGCCUUGUAGGAUACUGGGGGCUUGGCAAUCAUUUAUAUGGCUGUUCUCCGUGUGGCUGUGACAUUGGUGGAGCCCACAAUAACUUGUGUUCAUCGAGCGAUGGGCAGUGUAAAUGUCUUCCUAACAUUGUGGGCCGUCAAUGUACAGAAGCAGCCCCAGGCUACUUCUUUUUACCAUUGGAUUAUUAUAUCUAUGAAGCAGAGCAUGCAAAGCCGCUUUCCAGAUCUGCACCUUUGGGCUGGGUUCAGUCUGGGAGGAACUCUGCUCUGGACAUUGUUUUCAGGGAGCCCACCCCUGGCAAACAUGGACAGGUCACAUGGACAGGUCCCGGCUUUGCCCGUGUCCUGAAUGGCGCCGGAUUAAGGUUUACUAUCAGCAACAUUCCCUUUGCAAUGGACUUUGAUAUCGCUCUUCGUUAUGAACCUCAGUCUUUAGAAGACUGGAUAGGAAGUAUUGCAGUCAACCCCUCUGGUGCUUUGACAAGUGAUCGCUGCAGAAACAAGGCACUUCUGCAAGAGCCACACACAUUGGCUCUGCCAGCUACAAAGAGAGUUGCACUUCUACAUACUCCUUUCUGCUUAGACCCAGGAGUAGAGUAUUUUGUAGAUGUUUAUUUAUCGCAGCCUUCUGCCUCUGAUCCAAAGACUAUAUCAUACAUCUUGAUUGAUUCACUUGGACUUAUUCCCAGAAUCAGUUCUGCGGAGAACCUGUGCAGUCAAAAAGAUCUAGAUGAGUACCAGCAGUAUCAAUGUGUCGAAAUUGCUUCAGAAGUUGGACCUCAUAUUCUACCUGAAGUAUGUGCAAGGCUCACAGUUAGCAUGUCUGCUCGUAUUCACAAUGGAGCAGUUCCAUGCAAGUGCCAUCCACAUGGGUCCCUGAGCUCCAGCUGCAGUCAACUUGGAGGCCAGUGUCAAUGUAAACCUAAUGUUGCGGGCCGCUGUUGUGACAGAUGUUCUGCAGGAAGUUUUGGUUUUGGUUUCCAUGGAUGUUACUCAUGUGAGUGCCAUCCUCAAGGCUCAGUGAGCACUAUGUGUGAUCAGCUGACAGGACAGUGUUCAUGCCGCCGAGAGGUUGAUGGUCGAUGCUGCAAUCGGUGCCUGGCUGGGUAUUUUGGGUUUCCCAACUGUCGUCCGUGUCCAUGUAAUGGCUACACAGAGCUUUGUGACCCAGUGACUGGUGCAUGUCUUAGCUGCAGUGGGUUUACAGCUGGAAGUAGGUGUGAAAGGUGUGUUGAUGGUUAUUAUGGAAAUCCUCUCACAAGAGAGCCUUGUCGCCCAUGUAUGUGUCCAGAGACCCCUGAAAGCAAUAGAUAUUUUGCACAUUCCUGUUACCAGGAUCCUCACACUUUGCAAUUAGUCUGCAAUUGUCAUGAGGGCUACUCAGGCAAUCGGUGUGAUGAGUGCUCCAGUGGGUUCUAUGGGAAUCCAGGAAGACCAGGGGCUCAGUGUUUGCCAUGUUCCUGCAAUAAUAAUAUCGAUGUGAUAGAUCCAGGAUCCUGUAACAAGGUUACAGGAGAAUGCUUAAAAUGUUUAUACAACACACAUGGACCAAACUGCCAGUUCUGCAAACCAGGUUACUUUGGGUCAGCACUUCUUCAGAACUGCAGAAGGUGUACUUGCAAUUUUUCAGGUGUGAACCCAGCAAUAUGUCCACCUGGAAAUGGAGUUUGCCUGUGCAACCGAAUGACUGGAGUAUGCCCUUGCUUACCUAAUGUAAUAGGUUCUACCUGUGACCAGUGUGCUUCUGGCUACUGGAACAUGUCUAAUGGAAUAGGAUGUCAGUUCUGUGACUGUAACCCAAGAACCUCUCAAAGUAACCAGUGCAAUCAGGUCACAGGCCAAUGUCCAUGCAAACUAGGCUACAGUGGAAGACAUUGUGAUGAAUGUGAGGAAAAUUACUUUGGCGAUCCACGGAUGCAUUGUAUUCCAUGUACAUGUAACCAGGAAGGAACUCGCAAACCCAAGUGCGACAAAGAUACUGGAGCUUGCAACUGCCGCAUUGGUGUCACUGGAAAGCUCUGUGAUCAGUGUGGUCGAGGCUUCAAACAAGAAUUUCCCAUAUGCUCUCGGUGUCACCUUUGUUUUGAUCAGUGGGAUAAUGAAAUUACUACCCUAUCUCAAACUGUUCAGGGGUUCAUGAGAUUUGCUGCAAAUCUAGAAGAUAAAAGAGACACAAUGCCCAGCUGUGAUAUCCGCUUCAAAGGCUUAGAAGAUAAGAUUUCUGAAAUAGAAAGAAUUUUAAAAACUCCUGUUCUUUCAUUGGAGACAUUCUUAAACAUCAAGGAUUUUCAUGACUACAUUCGACAAAAAGUUGCACAAAUGGACCUAUAUCGCAAUAAAAUGGAUGAAUUUCCCAACCUGAAUGGGAUCAUAUAUGACAUUAGGAAAGAAGCUGACCAGCUAUAUGAAAGCCUGAAACAGAAAAUACAUCUAUAUCACAGUUUGAAUAAUUUGAGGCACAAAGAUUCCUUCAGCAACAUCAGGAAGUAUUACCAAAUGUCAUCAUUUGCUGUAGAGAAAAUCAGUGGAGCAAUCCCCAUCAUAAGAUAUUCAGAAAACACCAGGGAUGGCAUACUUGCCAUGUUAGGCAAUCGAACCUCAAAAGAAAACUAUACCUUGGAGCAGCUCAGAAUGUUUAAGACUCCAGAUAUCCAAAAACUGAAUGAAAAGAGUUGUGGGCUACCAGGAAACCUGCCGUGUGUUAUAACAGCUUGUGGGGGAGCUUUAUGUCGAAAUAGCAAUGGAAACGAACAAUGUGGUGGCCCAAACUGUAAUGGAACUCUUCCUCUUUCUACAAACACAGUCAAGAAAGCUGAAGAAACAGACAUGCUGUUAAAUAAUUUGACCAGACACCUACAAGAGUCUGAAAAUCAGAUUGAAAGCAUCAGAAAAAUGGCAGAAGAGACCAAGACAAAAGGCUCACGGUUACAUGGGAAACUAGAGAAAGCUAACAAUCAAACUGAAAUUGACAGAGAGAACGCAAAGGAGUUCAUCAGAAAAGUUAAAGACUUUUUGUUAGAUGAAAGUGCACCUCCAGAAGACAUAGAGAAGGUGGCAAAGCAUGUUCUAGUCAUAAACCUUCCAAGGACUCCACAAGAGCUAACAAAUAUGCUUGAUAAAAUCCAGAACCUUGUAACACACUGUGAGGACUAUGAAAUAAAUGUGAACAAGUUAAAUAAACAAAGGAAAGAUGCCCAGAAACUUCUGGUGGAAGCCAAACAAGCUGAGGAAGCAGCAAAAGCUCUGCCACCUCUUGAUGAAAUGAUAAAUAACCUGAAGGAAGCUGAAAGCACGAAAGGACAAACCAAAGACACCUUCAUAAGAUUAAAUGGAGAGAUACAAGAAAUUAAGACAAAAAUCUCACAGGCUGAGAAUCAAGUGAAUAAGACAAGUGAUGAACUAAAGGACUUUUCAGGUAAACAGUCUGAGCUGGAAGAUGAAAUUGCCAUGCUGCAGAAGAAAAUGCUGAUGAAUGGAAACGAGGCUGCAAAUGCAAAAGCAGAUGCAGAACAGGCACAAAAUCAAGCUAUGGACACAGAUAAAGAAUUUACCAACCUUGAGAGAAAAUACACCAUUCUGCAAGAAAAAGUAAAAGUGAAAGGGCUUCCCAGAGAAACGUUAGAGAAACUGAAGCAGCUGAAAGAAGCAGCAGAGAAACUGGCUGAAGAGACUGAAGAAAACAUCAAAAGAAUAACAGAUUUGGCAAAGAAGCUCCAAGAUCUGAAUCAGACUAAACAAGAUAAGGCUGAUCAACUAAAGCAACUAGAGGAUCAAGUAAUAGCCAUAAAAAAGGACAUUACUGAGCAAGAAAACAAAUACGCUACUUGCAAAAGUUAG